Formica exsecta is the source of this 2792-nucleotide messenger RNA. RefSeq lists its product as uncharacterized. The record is from RefSeq and is a predicted model, not a curated record. The transcript has 6 exons. The annotation marks the transcript as partial. NCBI's taxonomy places the organism in Eukaryota, Metazoa, Arthropoda, Insecta, Hymenoptera, Formicidae.
GUAACAAGUUUAGUUAAUGUAGAAUGCAUAUUGCUAUUACAAGAUUCUCAUGUGGAUAACUUGCAACAGCUGAAAUUCGGCCCGGAAAAAAUACAGAAAGAAUCCUGCCUCAGUCUCAUUAUAACGGCGCAUUUCUUCUUCAUCAUCGCCAGCGAUAUCACUCUGUCCUCUCAUAAUUGCUAUAUGGCGAAAUACGUGGUUCAAGCGGCGUUUCUCGUAUGGAGCGUCUUCCUAUAUCUCGCGUUCCUGCACGCAGCUUACAAGGUCGAUCAUCUGCUUCGUACCAUGCCAAGCAGUAUGUUAACACGGGACAAUUCGAACGCACAUCAAAAAGGUAUCAUGCAGCUCGCGAUAUUGGCGCCGUAUAGCAAUUUGGCGACCUCAGUCGCUGCCGCGCUGGUACCCACCUUACUUGGCCCAAGGAUGAAGGGCCCGGAGGAAUGUGAAUCCGCGAAUGCGGGUAAAAGCGCGGAAGAGGCGACCGCGGAAGAAGAAUCGCGGAUCACGGCCAAGGUGUAUAAGGUGGAGGAACCGACGCGGAAGGAAACGAAUCGUGUUACGAUUGUACCCACGUGCACCGUACAAUCUCCGUCACAGGAACAGAAAUCGGCAGUACCAGAGGUCUACGUGAGACCGCCCACUCCCACUCCGUCGACCGUUAAUCUGCCGAUUAUAACCGUGUCUAGUCCGAGUCGCAGAAGCUCAAUGGCCAGUCGACGAGGCAGCGACACAUCCAACAGAUCGUCGCGCAGAAAUUCGGAGUGUAGCGUCAGAUUCGUAAACGAGGACGAUACGUCUCCGAUCACGCAAUGCAGACGCAUGACGGAAGGUAGCCCUAGACAUUUGCCGAGGAUGCGAGGAGACGAGCCACUCGAGAGAAGCCGCUCGCCCGAAAACGUAUCGCGACGAUAUUCGGAGAAUAUCACGCCGUUGGGCAGCACCAGGGAACUGAGACGUUGCUCCGAUUUCACCCAUGAAAAGAACCGCGGCUCGCAGUUCGCGACUAAACUCAGGAGGAACAGCGAUUUCGGUAACCGGACACCUAGAAGAAUGUUACCACUCGAAAAUGAACAUGUUAGAUUGCCUAAAGUUCUGGAUGUCAGCCCUGUGGGUUCAAGACGCAAUUCCGAUAUUGGUAGCUUCGCAUCGUCUCGACCUGACUCGCGUAGAAAUUCUGAGAGUUGCUAUCGACGUAACUCCGAGUUCGUUCAUAUUAAGCCGUUAAUUAUAAAUCGUCGAAGUAGCGAUAUCAGCAUCAGAACCUUGGACAGGAGUCCCACGCACUUUCAGAGUAUAGUACCUGUAAAGAUGGAGACGCAGGAGAAGUCCGAAUCAGAUUCGGAUCAACCUGAUUGCAGCGAGAAGGCGGCGCUGAUGAAGGAUAUGAAUUCGAAGAGAAAGGACGAAGAGACGAAAGCACGCAAAAAGAAUCUGUCAUGGAAUGACAAAAACAUUGAAGACCCGGAGAAUAUCACGGCGGAAACUAACUUGCUUCCUGAAACGCCUAAUGAAGCAAGAGUUAUGGGCACGGAUUUUACUCUUCAUUCGAUACUGAAUCAUAUCGCGUAUGUGAACCGAGCAAAAUCCGACACGCCAUUGCAUAUACCGGAAGCGGACACCGCCGCUGCUAGAAAAUCUCAGGUGCGAAGAGUAUUAAAUGUCACUCGUGCCACUGCAAUUCUAGGGAUUCUUCUGUGUGUCAUGGACGCCUUUCGUAUUUUUGGACCAUAUGGACUCUUCGCUGAAACUGUACGAUAUGGUGUAGAACCGGCACUGACACAAUUUCCCAAGCCGUGGCCAUGGCUGUUGUAUCAAACGAUAUCAAGAGCAUUUGAACUUGUGAUGGGCUGCACCAUGGCGAGUAUAACUAAACAGCCGUCAGUAAGUCCGCGACAUCAAUAUCUGAGUAGUUAUCCUAAUUAUUCCCCACGCGUAAAACGGGGAAAUAAUCCUUACAUAUGAAGCAAUAGUCCAUUUAGUCGUAAUUCAAAGAAUGAAGAUGCCAAACGACAAUUCUUUUCAUUUAUUUUACCAGAUUUUAAUAUCAUUUCUUCAAACGAAGAUUAAUAUAUUUUGUGAUGUGAUAUUCCUUGAUUAUUUUAAAUAAUCAAAUUUUACGUACACGCUUACGUUUAUACAUAUGUUUUAUAUGUAUAUACACAUAUAUACGUAUGUUUUAUAUAUAUACAUAUAUAUGUAUAUUACAUACACAUCGCGCACAUGCACAUACAUCAUAUACAUAUAUCAUAUAUCUCGAAAUCCUGACUACGGUACAUUUACAUUUGUUAUUCUCUUUAAUGCUAAUUCUAAGAAAUAUUUUUAAUCGAAAAGAAUUGUGUUAUAUAAAAUUUAAUGAUACUCUUAUUUUCACACAAAUAAUCAUAAUCAUGAAUUGGUAGCAAUUUCUAUCAAAGAUCGUAUAUAAAGGCAUUGAUAUCAAUACAUGAGAUGAGACAGAGUCUCGUAAAAUGUACUAAAAACAUAGCAAUAGAUCAAUAUAAUAUUUUAUAAACACGAGAUAUGUGUUUAAACAACAUCUGAUAGUUGGUGCAAUAGUAAUAUUUCUAAAAUCCACUUCUCGUGCAAAGUGUUCAUUUGAGGUAUGUAUAUCGCGAAAACAGAUAUCUAUUUUUUACAUUAGAUUAGUUUUCCGAUGAAUUAAUUUAAUAACUUUCACCGUAUUCUUCAGAAAAAUACGCGUACAUAUAUAUAUAUAUAUUUUUUCUGCUGUUGAAAUAUAUAUCAUUUUUUAAACUCAUAUAUAAUCCAUGAGGAAUAUUUUCGAAGCAAAA